CCGCGGAAGAGGCCGCCGCCGCCCGCCUCGGGAAGGGCAAGAGCGCCGCAGCCUGACAGGAGUGACCGUUGGAGAGACGGGCGGCCUGGGCCUGGAAGAGCCUGGGCCUCAGCAUGGCAGAAGGUGAAGAAGAGUGUCACCCUGACGUGGUUAAAGCAGAUGACAAUGAAAGGUCUGGGGAAGCAAACCUUCAGGCAGAACUCCAGGUGUUCAGAGCACAGUGGAUGUUUGAACUUACCCCAGGGGUGAGCUCUACGAGUUUGGAAGCACGAUCUUGCAGACCAUCAGCAAGAGGAGCUUCAGUAAAGACUAUUGAUGCCAAAGGAAAAUUGGAACUAGCAAAAGAGGAAAAGGCAAGAGAACUGUUCCUGAAGGCAGUGGAACAAGAACAAAAUGGAGCUCUUUAUGAAGCUAUUAAGUUUUACCGUCUGGCUAUGCAACUGGUCCCAGAUAUUGAGUUUAAGAUUACCUACACCCGAUCUCCAGAUGGUGACACUAUUGGGAAGAGCUACAUUGAAGAUAAUGAGGAUGAUUGCAAGAUGGCUGACCUUAUGUCCUACUUUCAGCAGCAACUCACUCUGCAGGAAUCGUCUAUCAAACUGUGUCAGCCUGAGCUUGAGGUGAAUCAGACUCAUAUUUCAGUGUUUCCUAUGGAGCUGUUGGUGUAUAUUUUUCGAUGGGUGGUUUCCAGUGAUCUGGACCUGCGUUCCUUAGAGCAGUUAUCGUUGGUCUGCAGAGGUUUUUACAUUUGCGCCAGGGAUCCUGAAAUCUGGCGUCAGGCUUGUUUGAAGGUUUGGGGCAGGACCUGUAAUAAAAUGGUUCCUUAUACCUCAUGGAGACAAAUGUUUUUGGAGAGACCCAGAGUUCGAUUUGAUGGUGUAUAUAUCAGCAAGACAACAUAUAUACGUCAGGGAGAAGAGUCUCUUGAUGGUUUCUACAGGGCAUGGCACCAAGUGGACUAUUACAGGUACCUGCGAUUCUUCCCAGAUGGUCAAGUAAUGAUGUUAACAACUCCUGAAGAGCCUCAGUCUAUUGUUCCUCGUUUACGAACUAAAAAUACAAGAACGGAUGCAAUCCUGCUUGGCCAUUAUCGCCUUUCCCAGGAUACAGACAAUCAAACCAAAGUGUUUGCUGUAAUGACAAAGAAGAAAGAAGAGAAACCAAUUGAUUACCACAGAUACCGAUAUUUCUGUCGUGUUCCUGUCCAAGAAACUGAUCACAGCUUUCAUGUAGGGCUACAGCUGUGUUCCAGUGGCCGCCAGAGAUUCAACAAGCUCAUUUGGAUUCAUCACUCUUGUCACAUUACUUACAGAUCUACUGGUGAGACAGCAGUUUCAUCUUUUGACAUUGACAAGAUGUACACCCCUUUGUUCUUUGCACGAGUGAAGAGCUUUACUGCAUUUUCAGAAAGGCCUCUCUAAGAUGGUCACACCUGAAGAAAUUGCAUGAAGAGAUUACAGCAAACAACACUUAAGUUAUAUAAAUGUGUAUAUAUAUAUAUAUUUGAAUUUUAUUUUAAAAUGGGGAAUCUUUUUUGAAGAAUAUAUACUGGAAAUACAUUUGAUCUAGGGUGGCAGGGUUAUUUCAUUUGAUUAUUUUAUUGUUUAUGUAGUGAAAAGACUUUGAUAACUUAAAAAGGCAUUUUGCCAUGUCAUUUUAUGAGCAGAUUUAUAAGCUCUUGUCUUUCCAGCGUAAGGCUUCAUCUGCCUAUGCACCUUAAGUUCAGGAAUUGUCACAAACCUACUGCUGUACAUAAGACAUGGUGUGUGUACUUUGGGGAAGGCUCGAAAUGUGAAGAAAUUUGUCCUACAUCUGUAUGUGGCCUACAUACAAAAGUAAAUGUUUACUUUGAAAUACAUGUUUUUGGGUUGCCUUCAAAGAUAAGUCAUGCAUUUCAGUGUAAACCAUAGCCUUACGAAAAAUGAAACAGAUAAACCGAGUAGAAUCUCAGCAGUUGCAAUGUUUCAUAUGACCCAGUUGUUAAACCUGUGGAUUUUACACUGUAAAAAAUGAGGAUGUCUAAAAAUCAGCAGUCCAGGCGACGUGGGACUGCAACUAACCAUCUGUGAGGCAUAUUAGAAAUUGCAGUCCACCACAUGUGUGUAGGUGGGGGCUGCACUUUGCCCACCAUGGAGUGGAAGAUAAGAGAGGGAUCACUCUGAUGAGUUGGCUGCUCUUCUCUGCUUAAUCCAGAAAAGGAUUGGUGGAGAAGCAGCAACGGUCAGGAGCACUGAGCCUCAAUAUGUAUUGUUUGAAUUUUGUUAUGCAAACAUGAAGUAGGGCUGUACUUCAAGUGUGUUUAUUGUUUGUUUAACCCUUUACCUAACUGCCAGAACUAUUGCACAUCCCUUGGGUGUUUUGUCACACUAAUUGAGCUUUUGCUUUUCGGGACUCCUACAGAUGUUCAGGUACUGUCUGCCGCUUCUCCUGCGUAUGUACCUUGGGAGUUUGAUGCAACUGCUGUAUGGCGCUUAUUAUAAAUAUGUACUUUCAAUCAAAAAACUAAAAUUUCUAAAUGUUUUUUUA
Molecule: messenger RNA, 2526 nt
Organism: Pogona vitticeps (central bearded dragon)
Lineage: Eukaryota; Metazoa; Chordata; Lepidosauria; Squamata; Agamidae
Gene: FBXO9
Product: F-box protein 9
Biological process (GO): SCF-dependent proteasomal ubiquitin-dependent protein catabolic process
Cellular component (GO): SCF ubiquitin ligase complex; cytoplasm
Molecular function (GO): protein binding
Source: RefSeq, a predicted model, not a curated record